Saprolegnia parasitica CBS 223.65 is the source of this 812-nucleotide messenger RNA. RefSeq lists its product as hypothetical. The transcript has 2 exons. The record is from RefSeq and is a predicted model, not a curated record. Lineage: Eukaryota; Oomycota; Saprolegniomycetes; Saprolegniales; Saprolegniaceae. The coding region runs from base 1 to 762 and encodes 253 amino acids.
AUGACUGCUGUCGGACUCCACGUGCAAUCGGCAGCCACGGGCAUGUCGCUGCACGCGACGCGGCUCUCGGCGCAGACCCAAUGGCUCGAUGCUGCGUCGGGCGCCGCGUUUGGCGGCGAGUGGGACGGGUCGGUGCGACACGGAGCGUCGAAAGACAGCACGUCGCUUCAAGUACGCGCCGAGCUCUUCGACAAGAAGAAGAAGAGCACGUGGGAGCCCAACCCCAAGCCGUCCGACGCUGCCGAGUGGGGCGGCCCCUAUGGCAAGCCCUGCGGCCACAACGAGGUCGUCCUGCACCGACUGCGUCCGUUCUUCCCGCAAGAGGUGCUGAACGCGCGCAUUUGCAGCCGUGACAAGCCUGCGCCUGGCAACGACGGCUACGAUGGCUGCCUCGAGCAUCUCAAGUGGCGCUGCGCGUCAAGCGGCAAGGCCAUGACGGUCUGGGACGCAGAGCAGUGGGUCUUUGUUGCCAAAGACGGUCAGGUACGCCGCAUCAACAAGACGGCGGCGCUGCAGCUACCUCUAUCGCGCCUCAAGUGGAUGAUGGCCAACUUCCGCGAGCACACGCUGCGCUGCGAGGGCCAGAUUCCGCCGGCGCACCUGCUUGAAACGAUUUCGUACUUGGGCUUUUGCGGCGGCGUUCAGCAGGACGUCGAUGCGCCGCAAGUGUGGGGCCUUCCGCGUCGCGCGCGGCAGAUGGUUGUCGGCUACCUCGUGUCGGGCUCGCCAGAUCAGUGGAUGCGCCUCCUGAGCUCCAAGUAGUCGCAUCUAUUCCGGUCCAUGUACUAACACAAUGGUCAUGUUCCCAGUUG